CAUCACAACAAUCGUUCUCGUUAAUGCUAGGCUUCCAUUAAUUCUCUGGUUACUAGCGGUAAGGAUGGUGGUUCGAGGCUGCAGUCAGAUAUGCUGCUCCUAGGCACUUUCAAUCUUGCCCUGCCAUAUAGUAUUGGAAUUGCCGGGUGCCUGGUUACGACUUGAGUCGGAUUGACAUCCUGCAGAAAGUUAAGGUUGCUUGUUUCACCCACCCAGCCCAUUCCCUGGCGUCGUCGACUUCAAUGAUCACUGCACUCAUAUACAUGCUCAGUCGACUGCUGGAGGCAUUGCACAUGGCAAUAGGGUCAUCACAAGGUUCAGGCGAACUUCGGACAGGCAUCAUAAUCAUUGGCAAGACUACGUGCAAAACUCAAAAGGGACCUGCCUUGGACUUUCCCCCACUUUUCAUGGAGCAAACUGCGCUUCAUGAUUGUAGUCAUGCCGCGGGAGAAGUACGACGGGACUGGAUCAGCGGGACGGUGAGCCGAAAUAAAUUACAAAUGUUCAUGGUUCUGCGAGGUUCUGCGCGUAGUAUGCUCUAUGUAGAGCUUCCUCUACGGGUACUGAUUUUGAAAACUCGAGCUCGUUCAUUAUAUAUUGUAAGGCAUUCGUGCCCACAAGGCUUCCACUAUUUCAAAUCAGAUGAGUGGACCAGUUGUCGCGGAUUAUCUGUACUGUUACUAUGAGCUAGUGCGUGUUUUCUCAAGUACCUCUUCUUUCUGACAGGCCAAGUAUCAUUCAGCUGUCGAUCCUAG
Molecule: messenger RNA, 755 nt
Organism: Suillus paluster
Lineage: Eukaryota; Fungi; Basidiomycota; Agaricomycetes; Boletales; Suillaceae
Exons: 1
Source: RefSeq, a predicted model, not a curated record